Messenger RNA from Hydractinia symbiolongicarpus, 3045 nucleotides. RefSeq names its product adhesion G protein-coupled receptor L3-like. NCBI's taxonomy places the organism in Eukaryota, Metazoa, Cnidaria, Hydrozoa, Anthoathecata, Hydractiniidae. Gene Ontology annotation, molecular function: G protein-coupled receptor activity. Gene Ontology annotation, cellular component: membrane. The record is from RefSeq and is a predicted model, not a curated record. Bases 101 to 2605 code for a protein of 834 amino acids. The transcript has 2 exons. Gene Ontology annotation, biological process: adenylate cyclase-activating G protein-coupled receptor signaling pathway; cell surface receptor signaling pathway.
UCGAAUGAAUACGAUUUGUACGGGAAAAAAUGUUUUUUAAAAAAAAAUCAAGUACGAUUUUUCACAUUGAAGAAAGAAGGAAAUUCAACGUCAGAUUAAAAUGAAACUAUUAAUUGGAAAAUUCACAGCUCUUGUUUUGUCCCAAUGUCUAUGGUUGGGUGGAAUACGCAUGCAAUUUUCAACACCUUGGUCGUCGGUAAUAACAACAAGCCCGACAACAACAGCAACAACAAACACGUCGUUUAUUAACACAACGUCGCAAAGCAACACGUCAUUUAUCAACACAACAGCGAAUACAACAACCAGUUCAUCCACAAAAAGCCGCCUGGAUUGUAUUCUGCACUUGCAGAAUUUAAACCUUCUCCCAGAUUUUCCACAAUCAACAACUAUUGUCAUGCCUUCUCCGUCACCCUCCACCUCAAUUGUCAGAGUAAACUCGAGCUUGGUGAAGAUUACCAUGAACACGUCCACAGCCACAUUAAAUAUGUCAGCAUCAUUCUCUUCAACAAGCAAAAAAGUAGCAAAUACUACGGUUGUUAUGGAAACAACGCAAACCGUCUUAUCAACAGUUACACAGACUCCCACAAUACAAACAACUGAAAAUGCAACAACCACAACAGAAAUAACGACGACGACUACGACGACGAAAACAACGACGACGACGAAAAGUCCAACGACAGUUUUUUGCAUAAAUCUCUUAUUUGGACCCAUUUCAGAAAAUGGCAAGUUGCCAUAUAAAACAUUGCCUGAGUACGGCGCAACAACGCCACCACCCACUACCACCACCACCACGUUGACUCCAGAAGAAAUGAAAGAGAAUCUGUGCAAAUCAUACAAAAAUUGGAAACCGAAAUUAUCAGAGUGUAAUGUUCCAAGUAAACCUUGUUUCUACGACGUCAUGAAGGAAAUCGACGACUACUUUGACUGUAAACGUUAUGGAAAUGGUAGUGAGCCGUCAACAUACAUUGACACUGAAAAUCCAAUGGUACUCAACUCUUUCAUGUCCACAUUAGCAAACCAAAUAAUUAACACAUUCAUUCACAACAAGAUAUUGAACCCAGAGUUGGCUAAGACCGCGGUUUCCAGAAGAAAGUCUAGUGUGUUCAGUUACAUAGUGUGGAUGGUGGGAUUAAAAGUGCGCUAUAGUGAUGUUUUAUGGCCUGAUUACACUGACUCGUUAUAUGAAAACGGUAAGUGGAACAACAGAAAUGACUCAAUCUACGUUCCGUAUGGAAUUCUACCAAGGGGAGAAUACAGGUAUCAUUUCUCGAUGUACGAAAAUUUAAACAAUAGAAGCAUAACGAGUUGGAACGCUCGAUUAAAAGAGGAAUGGGAGUACAAACAUGUCAUUAUUACCGGCGUUUACAUUGAUCACUCGACAGAGCCUGAUUUUUACGACAAUCCAAAACUCCAAAUCAAUUCAGCACUUCUCCAACUAACCGUCGAACCAGUUGUGUCUCAACCACUACCCGGCUAUAUGACAAUUACUUUCACUCACAAGCGCGACAAGAUGGUCAACCCAGUGUGUGUCUACUGGCAGUAUAUCAAUCAAGAUGUUGCUGGCAAGCUCCCUGCAGCUGGAUAUUGGAGCAACUAUGGCAUGACAAUGCGACGAACCAACGCAUCUAUGACUGUUUGUCGUGCAACCCAUUUCGGUAUCUUCGCAUUACUUAUGGAACCGGUGGAGCCAGCAGCCGAAAAGCCAACCGAUUGGUUGGGUGUGAUAGGCAUAUUGAUCACGCUAGUUUCUAUCAUCACACUUCUUGUGUUUCUUGUAGCCAUGGGGAUGUUGAAAUCAUACCAGACACCGAACAGCCGAAUGUAUAUGUGUAUUGCUGCCUCCUUGUGUCUCGCUCAAUGCUUCUUUCUUUAUUCCUACACACAGAAAGACGACGGGGAGAUAUGUAACACAAUGGCUGACUUCAACGCUCUUUUUUACACAGCUGUAAUGUCGUGGGCUAUGCUGGAAGGCUUGUUUCACUACUCGCAAGUACACCAUAUCUUCAGCCAAAGGACAAACAGAAGCUUGUUUUACCAUAUCAUUGGCUGGGGAUUUCCAUUAUCGGUAGCGGUGGCUUUACUUGACUAUCCGUACUCCAAAUAUGACGAAUUAAGGUACUGCUGGCCUUAUCUAAAGGGAUUUGAAAUGGCACAUUUUGGUGGUCCACUCCUGAUUUUGCUGUUUAUUUUGAUUACGAUAAAAAUUUUAAUCAUCAUCAGCGUAAAAAAACAUCCCGAAAAAAUCAAAGAGCUGCAAUUCAUUCAAGCUAUAAAAAGCAUCAAAUCGUCGUUCGUGUUUACAGUCACGUUAUCGAUCACAUGGCUCAUUGGAACAUACGGUCUUCACACAGCCGAAAUCAUUCAGAAGAUAGCGUUUCUUCUCCUAACCAGUUUACACCUUGUUUUAGCAGCAGAGAUUUUUUAUUUUUAUUUCAUGAAGAACGAAGAAGUACAAGAUGCUCUUGUCGAACAAAAGAAAAUUCGAAAAAACAACCGAUUAAGAACGUACGCCCAUUUGGACGGUGUGGCGUUGGAGGUGAACUACGUGUCGAACAAGAACGAGGGCGAAAAUCAAAUUAGUAAUGCAGGAAAAUCAGAUUGUUAAUCCCAGGAAAAUCAACACAGUAACGACAACAGAAAUAAGAAGCACAAUAUCACAAUCAACAUGAGGACACAGCAGAUGUUUGUUUUGAUUGAAAGGAAACCAAAGUUGUUUAAAACUUAAAAUUUUAUUUAAACUUAACAUCCAAAAAAAGAAUUCGUUCCAUGAUUGAUUGAUUGAUUGAUUUAAUUUAUUUACCGUCGGUUAUUAUAUUCCAUUUAUUGUAUUUUAGUCUAAAUAUACGAUAUUUAGACUAAAAUAAAAACUAUUUAGACUGCUGCAUAUAAACGCCCAGGGCUUAUUAAGACUUUAUAUAAGACAAGUCAAAUAUUUAUGUAGGGCGAAGAAAGCACCAAAGAGAGGCGUUCAAUCAAACCAUUACAGUAAUUGUUAUUUAAAUGUUUUGCACCACAACUAUAUGUAACAUGUAAAAAAAAAGUGAA